AAAUCGAAAGCAAUCAUUGUCUUCUGCACCACGUAACGGGGACAAACAUCUUUCAAUGCAGCUGAUGAAUUAAGAUUUGUGUGGGGCAUGGGCACACGAGCUCAAAAUUAAUUCACAACUCGGGCAAUUCAUGGCAGCCGCCUGUUUCUUCUGAUACGCCAAUGUUAAAUUUGCUUCUGCUGCCAUGUUUUUAAUAAAACAUUGAUGGAUUGUAUUAUUUGGAUGUUUUUUGGACUAUGUUCGUCAAUAUUCAAUGAUUUGAAUUACAAACUACAAAAUACAGAUGGUGACCAUGAUUUAAUUUGCAUUGAGGAGAUUCUACAAAGUUUCUGAUAAACGCAAUAUUACUACCACGCCCUUCAUAGAACUCAUCGUAGCACACCAUGUCAUCAUCACGUCGUCUUAAGAGUAACUUCCCGAGCGGGAACGACCGAUACCAGUCCCUCCAGCAGAUCAGCAGCAGGAUCCUGAGCCGAGCUGGAACCUUGAACAGCAUGGAGGAGCGGGAGCUCACCAGGAGAAGACAGCAGCUGGAGUACAAGGAGGGACUCAAGGAAGCGCAAUACCAGUCCGUCAAGAAACGCCUCUGUGAUAACCUCAAAGACCACGUCCUGUACAAGCGAGCUCUGCGGAACAGCUUGAAGAAAAAGUCGAGGUCUGAAGUUGACCUGCGAACAUCAUUCGACGUUGACCCAUUUAAUGAAAAACCUGACAACUACGAUGACGACGAUGAUGAUGAUGAUGAAAGAUCAAUGUUUGGACGUUAUUGUGGACGGACGCAUCCGCGUUUCACAGAUGCCAUGCUGGAUCUCGAUUAUAAGAUGAGGAAUGGUGAGAAGGAGAAAACAAAAAAACUGCUAGGUAUAUCCAGAACGGAAAGCGACAUCCUCAUCGACCGCAAACUGACCACGGAUCAGAUUUUAAAAGCAGAUCAUCUUCCGUUGUCGCAGAGGUUGACCCUGACGAACACGGAGAAAUUCCAAUCCGUUAUCAACCGAACGCGCGCCUUUUAUGUCUUGAAAAAAAUGCGGAACAGAAUUGCUGAAAGAAAGGAGCGGGAGAAAGGAAUUAAGAUUCGUAAAAGCUCGAAAGGUGAAUUCUGCACUCAAAAUACGAAGACAGAUCUUCGAUUGGAAACAGAUCUUCUAAUUGAAUAGAUAGCAAUAACUCUCGUUUUUAUUUCACUAGUUUAUCGGCAUUGUAAAUGGAUUUGUUUAGCCAUUCGCGACCGUUUUGUGUGAUAUGGAAUUUGCUGCGAAUUUAUUGGGAUUUUUUUUCAAAAA
Molecule: messenger RNA, 1283 nt
Organism: Strongylocentrotus purpuratus (purple sea urchin)
Lineage: Eukaryota; Metazoa; Echinodermata; Echinoidea; Camarodonta; Strongylocentrotidae
Exons: 2
Coding region: 384-1157 (257 amino acids)
Source: RefSeq, a predicted model, not a curated record